AUGGCCUCCAAGAGGAUUCUGAAGGAGCUCAAGGACCUCCAGAAGGAUCCGCCGACAUCUUGCAGCGCAGGUACCUUCUGAUCCGAGCCGCUUCGGGUCUCACCUCGACUCUUGGCUUCCCUUCUUGCAGAUCUGUCAUUGUCUUGAUGAUUUAUGCUCCCCUUUUUUUUUUUUAAAAAAUGAUCUCUCUGGUAUUUUUUGCCGUUUUGAAGUAUGAUUUUUCUGUGCAUACAAUUUAUUUAUUUUUUUGGAAUGUGCGGUUCUGCUUGAUCGUUUUGUUUUUAAGACUUUUUUUUAAAGGUGAAUGAUUAUGUGCCACACGAUAUUUAUGAAGCCGGCUUUGGCUUAAAUAACUGUUUUUCGUGUGGAUGGGAGGGGGGGGGGGGGACUUUUUCCACUGUAAUACAAAUACAAAUGCCUGUCCUGGCUAGAGAUAUCUUAUUAUCGAAGGAUAUGAAGGUCAACCCUGCAUAUGGACUUCUAUCGUAUAACUUAUUCCAGUUUCGAAGGCGUCUGGUCAGACCUUGAGUUUUUUUGUGGAGCAUUUAUCGAAUUUGGCGUCAGGAAUGGUCUAUGACGUUGAUUAUUAAAAAAAAAGAUGGCGCUUGAUGAAAGGAUUCAGUUUUUAUGCAAUCUUUGCUCUGGUGUCCGUCGUUUUCCUCUGCACUUUUUAAAUAACUAAAGGAUGUUAAUUUUAUGCCAGUGUAGGAAUUAAUUAGUAUUUGGUUAAACAAUGAUAUUUUUAUACUAUGUGAAGUUUACCUAUGUCUUUUGGAGUAGUAUCAUAUCAUCUUUUGUUUCAAGUGUGUUUCGGUGUAUCCUUAAUUUUACAACGACGUUAUCUUACUAAUGUUGUGUUCCUUUUGGUAGUUUAUCAAGUGCCACGACAAUGUGCGCUGUAAUAACGAAUGUUUUGAUCGGAAAAAGAAUGUAGUGCUUGUAUGUCUUUCUGGCAUUUCUGUUUGUGUUCAAUUCAUCAGGGAUGUGCUUAUGCGUUUAGGAAAUUUAAGACAGCUUGGUAAAUUCUAGGAGGACCCUACUUGCUUGUACUGGUACUAACCUUUGAUAUCUUUUGCACGUUCCAAGGUUUUUAAGGUGAGUGAGGCGAUGGCCUGCUGCCUUAUGCCUAGUCAACAAGACACGGCAUUGCCUAGUUUUCAAUAUACUUAGCACGUUAUAUGUGCAGAAUAGUGCUAAAAUUAUAAAUGUUUGUAUUGGCAUCAAUUAAGAAUACAUCAUAAGCAAAGAGCACUAGAAUGGGGUACACAUUCUACAUGGAUUUCUAUUGAAUUGAUUAUGCAUCAUAAGUUUUUCAUAAUUUUUUUGUUAAUUAACUAUAUGACAAUAUUUCACAAUAUUUAAUUAAUAAAUAAUAUUUUUUUUUGGGCUUUCGGCCAGACGUCUAAUGAUACUCAUGCACUGAGCAUUGCGUGAUCUGGUUGUACACUCUACUUCAAAAGUGAAUCCAUCACGCAAGUGCCAUCCACAUGAUGUUAUGUGUUGGCAUUCACUUGUGACAUCCUUACUUCUUGUCCGGGUGAUAUGCGAUCUGCUGGAUCCUAUUCAGUUUGUGUAAAAACGCAAGCUUGAUUGAUCAACAAACACGGGAAAUACAUUGAGAACCUGCUGGUGCUUUUUUUUUUUUUCUUUUGCUUAAGUUUUCAUCCAGAAGGCAAGAUAUGCGUCUCGAAUAUUACAGCAUGUGCUUUAUUAGUUUGCUCAGACGUCUAACCUUGAGAUAAAACUGAAGCCUGCGACUCACAUGAUGGUUGUCUUAUUUCUUCCCGUCUUUUUUUUUCUUUUCCUUUGGAUAAUCUGGAUGAAACAUCAUACCUCUCAUGACCCUGAGAUUUAUAGAAACUCAUUCUUCUUAUGUAAUUCAUGCCUCGCAGUUAAAUUAUUUUUUGGUUUUCUCCAUCAAUUCCCAUCAUGCAAACACGUUCCAUAUAAAUAUAUGCGUGUGUAUAUUAUUUUCUAUAUGAAGGCCCAAAAUGUAGCCAUAUCAGCUGACUCGGGAUAUAUUGGCUUAUCCAAGUUUGAUCAACUGGUCCUUGACGAAUCCCACCCGUCCAGUGGGGACAAUUGGCUGGCUUGAUCGUUUUAUGAAUAAUGUAGCACACUCAUUCUGUAGUGUUGUGCAAUUUCACAGAUCUGAUCUUUAUUUUGAUUUCAUGUCCUACUUCUCCGGUAGUCUGAUGGGUUCAGAUGACUGUAGAUAGCAGUGUGUAGAAGAUUAUCGUGCAAGAAACUAUUGUUUCAUUGCAAGGAUGUGCUUUACUUUGUUGUAUAUGUCUGGGCGACUGUUUCAUGAGGCAAUACUCUUAUCAUUCGUCCCGAAAGGCUACGUCUAUACUAGUGUUUCGAGAUGUCCUUGCUUUCAUUUGUAUAAUGCGAUUAUUAUUUUAAACAUUUGCAUAUUUUGCACAUUCUAUAGGUCCUGUAGCCGAGGAUAUGUUUCAUUGGCAAGCAACCAUAAUGGGCCCACCUGACAGUCCAUAUGCUGGGGGUGUGUUUUUAGUUACUAUUCAUUUCCCUCCGGAUUAUCCCUUCAAACCACCCAAGGUACAUUCUCUUCUGAGCGCACUUAAAGUCUCCUGCCCAAUUUUUUUAUUUUGCUGAAUUGGUAGUUUUGUCGAAGCUUAUUUGUGGCUGAGUUCCUCUUCCUUUGAGAAUGAUGCUACACCAGAUGAUGCAUCUUAAAAUAUCUGAUUUAUCUCUCCCGACUUCCAACGAAAUACCUGAGUAGAAAGUUUACUCAUGUGCUGUGAGGCUUAUCAAAUGGUAUUUAUGGGCUUUGAAUCUACCAUGUAAGCCGCUUGUUUAUUGACCACGGAAUACGAUCUGGCAUGUAGCUGGACCUUCAAUGUUUUUAGUCAUCAUGACGCUCUUUCUUUUUUUCCCUGAUGAUCUACUUGCCAGUACCUCUCUCUCUCUCUCUCUCUCUCUCUCUCUCUCUCUACAGAUAUACAUAUUUAUGGGUGUAUAAUUCAUUAAUUGACGUUUCCCAAUUGGCUUUGAUUCAAUUGGUUUGUCUGCAAUUGACCUGGUCUUGUUAAUCCAAAAUUAGUUCUUUUCUCUGGGAACUUGACUCUCAAGUUCUUUGAAGGCAACUUCACCUGAUCAACCGGGAUUAGGAAUAUUGAGUCUUGUCUUCGUGCAGUCGUGCAGUCACACGCUGAGAAGUUGAAUUUACUUCCAUAUGUAGGCCCAUUGCUUGGUCAGGGUUAUCCCGAAUGAUCACACUGCAUUCUCUCCAUAAAAAUUAUUUGGCCAUUCCCUAACCUACGUAUUUAUAAAGUCCCUGCCUGUUUCUCCUCGCAGCAUCUAUAUUGCUAGGGAUCUCUACUCUAUCCAAACUUCGCACCAGCCCCAUCUUUUGCUAAAUGUAGAUAUUCAUUAUUUGCUUUAUCUAGUUAGUCAACAUGUCAUUUCCCAAUGUAGGAGGUAAUUAAAGAGCUUGCUCGCCAUUUUCAUCGCCCAGUCAGAAGUGGAUUAGGCUCAUACAUAUUAUCCUCAGAUAGAACAAGCAUUCAGAUCAAAGUCAUGAUAUAUUUUUCCCCCAUUAGGCAUAAUUAACACGAACGGCCCAGAUCCAAGAUCGAUCGUAUGCACAUCCAAGCAGAUGAUUCCGUGAAUAUGGCAGAGUUUAGAGCGUCGAACUCUUGUUCCUUUCCUGGGCAGAAAACAAGUUGAGGAAAAUUUUCCCGAAUAAGAUGAAACACGCUGUGGUAUUCGUCGCGGGAACUUGUGUUCUUGAUCAGAAGUUUCGUGUCUCACGGCUUCGGAUAAUUUUGAUAGAAAGAUCAGAGGGAGUGUGGAGGAACAUCACAGAUUCAGAAAAUCGGAUAUGACGGUCUUCCUUCCUUCCUCCCUCCAAUGCUCGUCCGAGGAAACUCGAAGAUUUAUAUUUUUUUGGAAAGAGAAUGAAAGCAAGCCACGUCGGGGGGGGCUUGUUCUUGUUGACCUCGCAGGUGGCCUUCAGGACCAAGGUGUUCCACCCCAACAUCAACAGCAACGGGAGCAUCUGCCUGGACAUCCUGAAGGAGCAGUGGAGCCCUGCGUUGACCAUCUCCAAGGUUCCUCCUGCUCCUCCCCCACCGAGAAACUCUUCUCCAAACCAGCUGUUCUGUCCUCUUAUAUCCCCUCUCUCUCUCUCUCUCUCUCCUUCGCAGGUGUUGCUCUCCAUUUGCUCGCUGCUGACCGAUCCCAACCCCGACGACCCCUUGGUUCCGGAGAUCGCCCACAUGUACAAGACGGACAGGACCAAGUAUGAGGCGACCGCCAGGAGCUGGACCCAGAAGUACGCCAUGGGCUGA
Spirodela intermedia is the source of this 4316-nucleotide messenger RNA. The record is from the annotation of a GenBank genome assembly. NCBI's taxonomy places the organism in Eukaryota, Viridiplantae, Streptophyta, Magnoliopsida, Alismatales, Araceae.